CCAGUGACUGCGGGAAAAACGGUGCUGCUUCAUUCGUGCUGUUCAGCUCGUUAAGUGCGGUCGUGUUAAUGCCGGGUGUCUGGACACGCCAAAAGCGUUCUGAAGUGUGUGCGUUGAAAAUUCCUUGGUGAAUGUGUUCUCAGUUUUGUGCAUAUGAUUACUGCUUUGGAGAAGUUCUUUUAUAAAAUUAAAUCUACUUAUAUGCUGAGAGUGAAUAAGUUCAGAGAAGAAAAUAUAUUGUACUCAACGUGUUGAAGAAGUGCUUGAGUGGUGAGACAAUUAGUGCUGUGUUUCGAAACAAUUAUCCAAUUUCCCGAACAGCAGAAAAGGAAAUGAGCUUGACUGCUUCGACCGCAAAGUCGAUCGUGUCGACACCCUUCUCGAUAAACGAUAUCCUUACCAGAAGCCGGCGGGUCGAGCGUCACAGCUCGGGUGAAUCGUCUGGCAACGAGGAAGACAUGAAGACGUACUAUCACGCACGCCACCAUCAUCACCAUCAUAACCAUUACCAUCCACAGCAACUUCGCCAUCAGCAUCAAAGGCGAAAUGCUACUGCCCACGAAGCUUCCGCCAGUCCUCGCUCGACCGUGGAAGAGGGACUGUACGGGAAGCUAAGCCUAAGCUACUAUAACAACAAUAAUAAUAAUCCGAACAAUGAAACUGGUUCCACGGCGACCACGUUUUCAUUGAACGGAUUGCCACCUGCCUUACGUCGUGGGUCGUUAGAUUGUUUCAUGGUGACAACGGAUGCGAAUGGUCAAGAAGUCGCGUCAAGGCAGGAUUCUAGUGCACCGAUGCAGGAUGGCGAUGCCGGACCGACGGAACGCAUUGCCAACAUGCUGCUGGAAGGAUCGGGCCGAGGAUCGGGAUGCUAUCGACUCGCGAAGUCAACCCAUCAUCGUAGCGAAAGUCCCAUCGAUAUGCGACGUUUGACGGAAAACGAUUCGGACUGUGACUCAUCGUCACCUUACACCAGUGCACUGGGACUACACGGUACCCAACAAACGCCAAUGUUGGCCAACGAAGAGAUACCUUCCGCAAGGAAGAAACGUUCCCGGGCUGCAUUCAGUCACGCUCAGGUGUUUGAGCUUGAGCGUCGUUUCGCCCAACAACGAUACCUUUCCGGGCCGGAGCGUUCCGAGCUCGCUAAGAACUUGCGACUUACCGAGACGCAGGUCAAGAUCUGGUUCCAGAACAGGCGUUACAAAACGAAAAGGAAACAGAUCCAGCAACAUGAGGCCGCACUGCUUAGCGCUACGAAACGCGUCCCGGUGCAGGUGCUGGUGCGGGAAGAUGGAUCGUACGGACCAAUGUUGGCCGCUGGUCAACCACACUACGCUACCGGACUCGAUCCUGCCCUGCUGAACGUUUAUCGACACCAGAUACAGAUGGCGUACGGAAUGCCUGGAAUACCUCCAAUGCCGUUUUCCUACUUCUAUCCCUCGAAGAUAGCCACCGUACCUAAUGGACCGAUCGCACCGUCCGUCGUUCUGCCCACGCCUUCAUCGUCAUCCUCUACCUCCUCCGUAUCCUGUAAACCACCGGCCAUCCAUCAUCAUGGGCUCGUAUCGUCCGGACCACUAAACUUCUCCACCCGAUGUGAUAGUGAUUCGGAAAAUGUUAACUCCGCCGGACAACGGUCACGAUCACCCUCGGAACUGUCGGGACCGGGUUCGGACGGAACACGACCACGUAGCCAGACGGAGAUGGAAACCAAUGGCCAUUGCAGUGUGCUAUCGUCUGGUGGUGAGGGCGAAGAAGACGAAUGUGAGAAUGUGGAGAUCGAUUAGAGCAAAGUGUCAGUAUUUACAUAAGGCGAACAAAUGUGAAUAGUGUUGUACCCUGUGAAUAUGUUUUACGCACGAAAUCUUAUAAUGUAGAUUAAAGAGAUGUUCCUGUUGUAUAAAUGACGAAAUAAAUGCAAUUUUUGAUAAAGAUAGAAAAGAGUUUCAUUAUUGAAGAGAU
Messenger RNA from Anopheles funestus (African malaria mosquito), 1965 nucleotides. It is a transcript of the gene bap, whose product is annotated as protein zerknuellt. Gene Ontology annotation, cellular component: nucleus. Gene Ontology annotation, molecular function: RNA polymerase II cis-regulatory region sequence-specific DNA binding; DNA-binding transcription factor activity, RNA polymerase II-specific. Lineage: Eukaryota; Metazoa; Arthropoda; Insecta; Diptera; Culicidae. Gene Ontology annotation, biological process: regulation of transcription by RNA polymerase II; cell differentiation. The transcript has 3 exons. The record is from RefSeq and is a predicted model, not a curated record. The coding region runs from base 333 to 1790 and encodes 485 amino acids.